AGAGGAUCAGAACUCAAAUUGAAUUGAAUCGGAUUAGCGCUAAAGCUCUCCUGCAAAAGAUACUAUACUAUUCUCAUUCGCUUUCUUUGUGAUUCCUGAAUCCACAUAUAAUACGUGUAAGUAAUUCUUCUCAGGGUUCAAAUUCCUAUCCCUAAGUUUCCGUGUUUAUUUUCAGCUGGGUGUGUAUCAGAUUUUGAUUUCGUCAAUUUCAAUCUUGUUGGGUCUAUUUCAGUGUAUAUAAACUCAUCUGAGUCGGUCUUAGAUCUUGUUUGUAAUAGCCCUUGUUUUGGUGGGUGCCUUUCGCUGUGUAUAAAUCCAUUUACGUGUUGCUCAAAUUUGGGUAUCUUUCGAUCCAAUUGGGCAUUGCUUACAUUUCGUUUUUUGAUAAUUCCCAUAUUUUUGGGUGUCUUUCACAGGAUCACCAUUUUUCUGGGUGUUCUAUAGUUUGUCUUUUUAUCAAUCCCCAAACCUAAAUUGGUGUUUAAAGCGUAUAGCAAUUCAUCUGUAUCCAGAUUUGGUGUUUUUUUAGUGCCAGAUCCAGUCCCAAUUUUCUGCAGUGUUUCUUGGCAAAUUCCCUUUUGCCUUAUCCUUUGAUUUGUUUGUUGCCAAAAAAGCUAGAGCCAUGGCUCUCCAUAUUGGGUCCCUUGGAGGUAUUUCAUCUUCCAAUAAGUCAUUAACUUCUGACACAUCUGAGGCAUCGGGGACUCUUGUAACGGCUCAAUGGAAGCCCUCUACGGGUCUGAAUUGCAGAACCCACAGGCCCAAGACAGAAUUUGAUUCAUUACAAAUUACAGCAGCUUCUCCUCCUGUAAGCCCUUGCGGCCCUUCUCCUCCUGUAAGCCCUUGCAGUCCUUCUCCAACAUCAGAUGACAGAUUUAGAAGGUUUUUCCAACCUCAAUAUAACCAAAAUAACUCGCUUAGGCCGGAUUUAUCUGUAGCCUGCAAAGCAUUUGAAGUCCAAACGGAGGCUCCUCCUGCCAGUGCUGAUUGGCAGGCUGAAGCUGUUCAUCAGUUUGAGAAAAGUUAUGAAGGAAUAGAGCAUGUUUUGGCUCCUAGCACUGCAAGAAAGCAUGAUUCGGGGAGAGUCCCGGUGUUUGUUAUGCUUCCUCUGGACAGUAUAACUCAUAACAAUACUGUCAAUAGACGGAAGGCGAUGAAUUUCAGUCUUCAGGCCUUGAAGAAUGCUGGUGUGGAGGGAAUUAUGAUGGAUGUUUGGUGGGGACUUGUUGAACGAGAGGCCCCGAGGCAGUACAAUUGGUCUGGCUACAGAGAGCUUCUUGAAAUGGCAAAAAAACAUGGAUUGAAGGUGCAGGCUGUUAUGUCAUUCCAUCAGUGCGGAGGAAAUGUUGGAGAUUCUGUUACAAUUCCUUUGCCCAAAUGGGCGGUUGAAGAAAUAGAUCAUGAUAAUGAUCUGGCCUACACAGACCAGGAGGGAAGGCGAAAUUACGAGUAUAUUUCACUGGGAUGUGAUGAGCUUCCUGUAUUGAAAGGUAGAACACCUGUUCAGUGCUAUGCAGAUUUCAUGAGAAGCUUCAAGGAGAGUUUCCAGGAUCUUCUUGGGGAAACUAUUGUGGAAGUUCAAGUGGGGAUGGGACCUGCAGGGGAGUUAAGGUAUCCAUCUUAUCCAGAGGCUAAUGGUACAUGGAGAUUCCCUGGCAUUGGCGCUUUCCAAUGCUAUGAUAAGUAUAUGAAGGCUAGCCUGAAAGCUGCGGCCGAAGCUAAAGGAAAAGAGCAGUGGGGUUAUGGAGGACCAAGCGAUGCUGGGCACUACAACAAUUGGCCAGAGAAUACACCCUUUUUCAAGCGUGAUGGUGGCUGGAAAACUGAGUAUGGCGAAUUUUUCCUAGAGUGGUAUUCCGGUAUGCUCCUUGCCCAUGGAGAGAGAAUCCUAACAGCAGCUGAAACAAUUUUCCGUGGCACUGGUGCUAAACUCUCUGCUAAAGUGGCCGGUAUUCAUUGGCAUUAUGGCUCCAGGUCUCAUCCCCCUGAGCUUACUGCUGGGUAUUACAAUACCCGAUCGAGAGAUGGGUAUUUACCUAUAGCCCAAAUGUUUGGUAGACAUGGAGUUGUUUUUAAUUUUACUUGCAUUGAAAUGAAAGAUUAUGAGCAGCCAGGAGAUGCCCAGUGCUCACCAGAGAAGCUUAUCAAACAAGUUGUUCUUGCAACAAGAAAAGCUGGGGUUCCUCUUGCCGGGGAGAAUGCUCUUCCAAGGUUUGAUGAAGGUGCACAUGCUCAGAUUCUUAACAGUGCAAGUCUUCGAUUGCCAGAAGAUGGGGGAAAUGAUAUGACUGAUCCUAUGUGUGCCUUUACAUAUUUGAGGAUGAGCCCGCAGUUGUUCCAGGAUAAUAACUGGAGGUUGUUUGUAUCAUUUGUAAGGAAAAUGGGUGAAGGAAAGGCCAACUCAUGGGAUCAAGAACACAGAGAUACAGAGCGUUUUGUACAUGCUACUGUGCCUCUAGUCCAGGAGGCUGCUGCUUUGAUGCAUGGUUAAACUCAAGUAAACUCCCUCUUAAAGGGUUUCAGACUUGUAUUGCUUUUGUAGUUUCAUAGAGGAGGUCCUGAGACGCACAUAAAGCUCAUUUCCAUUGAGCUGCUGCUGCCUCAUUCUUCUAUUUCAUGAUGGCAGUCAAAUUUAUCAAUGCAUCUCAUAGGUAUUUUAGCUGUUAUUAAAGAUAAUGAUGAUAAUGUUGUAAGUUUUUUCAUCCCAUGGAGAUGAAACAUCGUAAAUUCUCACUCUUUCAAUGAAAAGACAUAAUGAAAGUAUAAUUCUGGCAAAACUUGUGCCAAGUCUACAUACGGCACAUUGGGUGUUCA
Molecule: messenger RNA, 2814 nt
Organism: Cryptomeria japonica (Japanese cedar)
Lineage: Eukaryota; Viridiplantae; Streptophyta; Pinopsida; Cupressales; Cupressaceae
Product: beta-amylase 1, chloroplastic
Exons: 4
Coding region: 623-2491 (622 amino acids)
Biological process (GO): polysaccharide catabolic process
Molecular function (GO): beta-amylase activity
Source: RefSeq, a predicted model, not a curated record